Molecule: messenger RNA, 7689 nt
Organism: Penicillium nucicola
Lineage: Eukaryota; Fungi; Ascomycota; Eurotiomycetes; Eurotiales; Aspergillaceae
Product: type I polyketide synthase
Exons: 8
Coding region: 1-7689 (2562 amino acids)
Biological process (GO): secondary metabolite biosynthetic process; fatty acid biosynthetic process
Molecular function (GO): phosphopantetheine binding; oxidoreductase activity; fatty acid synthase activity
Source: RefSeq, a predicted model, not a curated record
AUGUCUUCCAGAGGGUACUCACCGGAUGACUCGAUGUCCACAAGCAUCGGCGCACCAACCCCUAACAGCGAUAUGGAGGCAUCUCCAAUGCCCAUUGCAAUCAUUGGUAUGGGCUGUCGCUUCCCGGGCGAUGCGACCAAUCCAGAGAAAUUAUGGGAUCUUAUUGCCAAUGGUCGUAGUGCGUGGUCACCAAUCAAAACAGAAAGGUUUCAUGCCGAGGCAUGGUAUCACCCAGAUCAAGGCCACAUCGGAACAUCAUAUGUCAAAGGAGCACAUUAUCUGCACGAAGAUAUUAGAAAUUUUGAUGCGUCGUUCUUCAACUUUUCGGCAGACGUUGCCAAGACAAUGGACCCAGAGGUCCGCCUGCAACUCGAGACUGUUUAUGAAGCACUUGAAAAUGCCGGUCUUCCCAUUGAACAAGUUGCAGGAACAAAUGUGUCUGUCUUUGCGGGGACCUCCUUCCGCGACAAUCACGAUAAUCAUAUGCGGGAUCCCAUCAGUGUUAAUAACGCCUAUUUCGUGACUGGAAAUGGAGCAGCCAUGGUUGCUAACCGAGUCUCACACUUUUACGACCUGAGGGGACCCAGUGUCAUGGUUGACACAGGCUGUUCAACAUCUUUGACGCUUUUGCAUCUGGCAUGUCAAAGCUUGCGUACUGGAGAAUCGAAGAUGGCAGUAGUGGGAGGUUCAGGUAUCUUGUUGAAUCCAGACAUGUUUAUCGCAGGCACAAAACUAGGAGAAGGAAAAUGCUUCGCUUUUGAUUCUCGUGCCGAUGGGUAUGGCCGUGGAGAUGGCAUUGCAAGUAUCAUCCUCAAGCCUUUGGCAGAUGCCGUUCGGGACGGUGACGCUGUGCGAGCUGUCAUUCGAAAUACAGGCAUCAAUCAAGAUGGUAAAACAACUACGAUAACGUCACCGAGCGCGGAUGCACAAGCAGAGCUUAUGAAAGCAUGCUACCAGGCUAGUGGGCUGGACCCCGUCGAUACAGGCUAUGUUGAAACGCACGGAACUGGAACCCAAACUGGCGAUCUGACAGAAGCUACUGCAGUUGGGAAGGUGUUUGGAAAACACAGGAUAGCGGAAGACCCCGUGCUGGUAGGAUCUGUGAAGACCAAUAUUGGACACACAGAAGCAACAAGCGGAUUAGCAGGCGUUAUCAAGGUUGUAAUGGCCUUGGAGAAGGGUUUGAUACCGCCGCACUUAAACUAUGAGACUCCAAAUCCUAAUAUCCCAUUCAAAGACCUCAAGAUCCAGGUUCCACUCUCUCUUUGUGAAUGGCCACUACAUAGUCUACGUCGAGCCUCUGUUAAUAACUUUGGCUACGGAGGAGCCAAUGCCCAUGCAAUCAUCGAGCACCCACAGUAUCUCCUUCCGGAAAAUGAUAAUGAAGUCCUUCCCAAUGAGUGUUCUGAGCUUGAUGACAGGCCUCGCAUUUUCGUCUUGAGUGCAAAGGAUAAGCAUGCGCUGGAAAUUAUGCGUAACCACCUCUUCGAAUACUUGACUACUAUCAAUACCCAGGGCUGGGAGCACAAUCUUGAUAAGCUGGCAUUCACUUUGGGGGAAAAGCGAUCUCGUUUCCCUUGGACUUUAGCAUGUGUGGCAUCCACUUUGGAAGCUCUUGUAGCAUCACUGGACAGGACUAUGCCGCAAAUACAGCCUUCGAUCGCUCCAGCAAGAUCAUCUCGUGUUCCUCGUUUGGGAUUCGUGUUCACUGGGCAGGGCGCUCAGUGGUAUGCGAUGGGAAGAGAGCUUAUCGGGCUGUACCCUGUGUUCAGAGACACCCUCAUCCGCGCCCAGGAAUAUUUAUAUGAGUUCGGUGUACCCUGGUCCUUGAUCGAGGAGCUCAUGCGGAGUGAAUCUUCUAGUCACAUUAAUGAGGUUGAUUACAGUCUUCCACUUGUUGCGUCCGUUCAAAUGGCCCUGGUCGAUCUUCUCAGGUCCUGGGGUGUUCAUCCCACCGGAGUUACUGGACACUCCAGCGGCGAAGUUAGUGCUGCUUAUGCUGCCGGAUAUAUUGACCUCAAGUAUGCCUUGGCAAUUGUUUACUAUCGAGGUGAUCUUACUACUCGCCUGGUGCAUCUGCUCCAUGAUAGUGGCGGUAUGAUUGCCGUUGGCCUGGGUCGUGAAGACGCACAACAGAGGAUCUCACGCAUCAAGUCUGGCGUAUUAGUUGUGGGUUGUGUGAACAGUCCUGUCAGUGUCACAGUUUCAGGCGACACUCCAGCUCUUCUUGAUCUUGAGGCCAUGCUUGUAGCGGAGAAUAUAUUUGCCCGUCGUCUCAAGGUCACUGCUGGGUAUCAUUCGCAUUUGGUGAAGCCCAUUACCGAGCCCUAUCUGGAGGCCAUGGCUCCCUGGGUAACUUCGGUUGCAAAAACCAAAGAUCUUAUCAACUUCUCCUCAUCUACAACAGGCCGCCGGAUGAAUCAGAUAGGAGAAGUUACCGAUCCAGCUCAUUGGGUGCGCAACGCUAUCCAGCCCGUGGAAUUCGUUUCUUCCCUGCGUCAUAUGUGUGUCGACGAAACCCAGAACAAUGCCUCCUCUAUUGAUGUGAUCAUUGAAGUCGGACCUCAUGCAGCACUGGGAGGUCCUAUCCGCCAGUGCCUUGCGGCACCCGACUUGAAAGACACAAAAAUCACGUACGCGUCAUGUCUCAUAAGGGGGCAGAGUGCUGUUAGUAGUAUGCAGGUCAUGGUUUGCAAGCUUAUCCAGCAAGGAUACCCAAUAGAUCUCGGUGCUGUCAACUUUCCUCAUGGUCGUCCUCGGGGCUUGCAAAUCCUGAGAGACCUUCCUCCAUACCCCUGGAACCACCAGACACAAUACUGGUGGGAAUCUCGUUUGAGCAAAUUCGCUCGAGAUCGAAAUGUUCUACCUCAUGAUCUUCUCGGACGCCCAACUGCUGAUUUCUCUCCGUUGACCCCAACCUGGCGCCAUAUCAUUCGCCCACGGGAUAUCCCAUGGGUGCGUGAUCAUGUCGUCCAAUCAAGUAUUGUGUAUCCAGCUGCGGGAUACAUUGCGAUGGCCAUUGAAGCCCUGCGACAAUCGGUGCAGAAUGAAGCACACAUUGUAGGAUAUAAGCUUGAAAAUAUUGACAUUGCCCGCGCCUUGGUCCUGGAGAAUGACGACGAGGGGAUCGAUGUUCGCAUCUCACUACGAUCCUGUGUUGACCGUAUCCAUUCUGCUCAAGGCUGGAAAGACUUUCACAUCCAGUCAUUGCAUUCUACAGGGAAGUGGAUCCUUCAUUGCGAGGGGCGCAUUGCAGCCAUCACACCUAGCUCCAAGACUUUCAGUUUGCACGAUGAAGGGGCAUAUAAAUGUGCCAAUGACUGGGAUCAGAGCAGUCUCUGGCCUUCAGUAAGCGUCGAUGAGACUUAUCAAAGUCUCCAAGAAAUCGGUCUGAGCUACGGUCCUAUGUUCAAAAAUCAGUUGACUACCCGGAAAGGAAACAAACGUUCCAUCACCGUCAUGCGAGUGCCUGAUACUAAGGCGAUCAUGCCAUGCAACUACCAACAAGACCAUGUCAUACACCCAACCACACUUGAUACAAUGUUCCAGGCCAUGUCUCAUACCCUUCCUUCGACUUGUUCCCAAGAAGGCAAUGCAGCAGUACCGAAGUCUAUCUCUUUUUUAUACAUUUCGGCGGACAUCAGCAGUGAACCAGAUCAUUUGUUCAAAAUGCACUCGCGACUCGACCAUGUGAAGCCAAAUGGCUUUGAAUCCUCUGCAACCGUCUACAAUGAAGGAAGCUCUACCCCAAGUGAAUUUGGAGAGUCUCCUACUCUUAUAAUGCAAGGUCUAUUUUGUCAAUCAGUUGGAGGAUCGGUCACCCACAGUCAGUCUAUAUCAGACAAAUGGUGUUUCUCUAUGAGUUGGAAGCCUGAUUUCGGUUUAUUAAUGGCCUCCGGCCUAUCACCUACGCCUCAAUCCGAGUUGACAGAGAGCCAGAUCUCGGCUAAGAAUCUUCAGACAACUGCACUAACCUACAUGGCUGAAGCGGUUCUGACCCUAGAGAUAGAGGCUGGUCCAAGCACUGAGUAUUUCCAAUAUGCUCAGUGGAUGAAAGAUACGGUGAAGCACAACAUGAGCAAGCUCUGGGCUAAUCGCAUUUUUGAGGAUAGUGUGGAGAGCAGACUUGUCCAUCAAAUGGGACAAAAUCUUCCGGAUAUUCUAACAGGAAAAGUCGAUCCGGCAGAGCUCAUGCAUAAAAUUUACAUGAGAGAGCCAUUGAGUAUGAAGGAGUGUGGCCUUCAAGUCCAGCAAACGGUUGAGCUACUUCUCCAUAAGAAUCCCAGCGCUCGGCUGCUGGAAAUUGGCGCGGGUGAAGGUGAAUGCACACGUAUUGUUUUGAAGCUUCUCGGUGAAAUGCCAAAUAAUGGUGUCUUCUGUGGAAGAUACGAUGUCACUGAUCCCUCCACGGAGUAUGUCGACAACCUUAGAUCUGAGGAGAGUGCAGAUCGGGUGGUAUUCAAGCGAUAUGACGUUGAUACAGAUCCCACAGAACAAGGCUUUGAGAUGAAUUGCUAUGACCUGAUAAUUGCAUCACCUCAGGUAUUUCUGGCCAAAGAUCUCCAACAAUCAAUGGUCCAUGUACGAACUCUUUUGAAUGGUAAUGGACGGCUUCUGGUGUGGGGACCACCUCUUGACCGGGUUGAUAUGCGCAUGGUGUAUGAGACGCUUCCGGCUUGGAAAAAAACUUUCGAGAUCGAAAAGACCAGUUUGCCUUCCCAGCAAUGGACGAACACCCUCCAGCGUGCUGGUUUUGAGGAUAUUUCCAUGAGCCACUCACGUCCAGAAAGGAAUAGUUACCUCUUAUCGAGCAUCACGCUGGCAACUGCUCCAUUUAAAGAGACUUCGGGCCAGAUAUCCAAUGUGGCAAUCGUUUACUCCCAGCCCACCGUCCCCACAGAUUGGCUGCAGCGGCUCUCAAGGUCUAUUACGGAAAGGUUCGGGCCCAUCAACGUGACGGCUCAUGUCCUCAGCGAAAUCAAAGCGUUAGAUGAUCCAUCUUCGUUUGUAGUAUUCCUAGGUUAUUUGGAGACAACCUUGCUAGAUCAAAUCACCCCAGAGCAGCUUGAAAACCUCAAGUUCGUGUUUUCCCGAUACUUGGGUGUUCUUUGGGUUUCCAGGGGUGCUCAAAUUGAUUGCCCAAAUCCAUUUUCUAGUCUUCAUCACGGAUUGCUGCGGACCUUGCGACACGAAAGAGGAUGGAAACAAAAUGCUUCGCUGGAUCUUGAUCCAAAGGAGUGCCUUUGGAGCUCUGAGACGGCUCAUCACAUCACUCGUGUGCUUAGGGUCAUCUUAACUCGGUCACUCAGGAGCCCGAAUCUACCAGAGCUUGAAUAUGCGGUUCGCUCGGGAGUUCUGCAAAUCCCACGGAUUUAUGAGGACACUAUGCAAAACGAUCACUUGGCGACUUCUAUCUCGCGUCAAAUACCGGAACCAAGAGCCUACGUGGAGGAAGGUCAGCAUUUGAAGCUCGCAUCUACUGCGCCUGGAUUGCUUCAGAAUCUGACCUUUGUUGAGGAUCUUCGUCCUGAUGAACCCUUACCAGAAGACUUUGUUGAGCUCAAGCCGAUGGCGUACGGACUCAAUUCGCGAGAUCUUAUGGUUGCUCUUGGUCAGAUCCAGGAGGACCGUAUGGGCUUUGAAUGUAGUGGUGUUUUGACUCGAGUAGGUUCCAAGGCUACAGCUCAAGGAUUCAAAAUUGGUGAUCGAGUUUAUACUCUCACUCCCGGAUGCUUUGCUACAAAGGUUUGUGUCCAUGUCAAUGGGGUUGCUCGUCUGCCAGAAUGGAUGACUUUCGAGGAGGGUGCCUCUCUGGCCAUGGCACAUUGUGCAGCGUAUCACAGUCUCUUUGAACUUGCACAUCUUCAACCCAAGGAGUCAGUUCUCAUUCACUCUGGCAGUGGAGGUGUAGGACAAUCUGCUAUCAUGAUGGCACAGAGUAUCGGAGCUGAGAUAUUCGUGACUGUGGGAUCAACAGAGAAACGCAAGUUCAUACGUGAUACAUAUGGUAUUCCACUCGAUCGAAUUUUCUCCAGCCACGAUGCUUCCUUUGUCGAUGAUAUCCUGACCUAUACUGCUGGAAGGGGAGUCGAUGUCAUUCUCAACUCUUUGGCUGGUGCCCUUCUUCGAGCCUCACUAAGUUGCAUUGCUCCCUUCGGACGUUUUAUUGAGAUUGGCACGCAAAACAUUGAAGAGGAUAACAAUAUCUCGUUGGCACCAUUUGGACGCUGCAUAUCAUUUUUCUCGGUUGAUUUGUGGGCCAAGUAUGAUCACUGUCCUCAUCUGGUCUUUAACAUCCUUCCCAAUAUUGCGGUGAUGGUGGCGCAACGAAAGAUUGGACCCGUCAGUCCCAUUGUUGAUUAUACUAUGACAGAUCUGGAGUCGGCGUUCCGUGUUAUGCAGAAGGGGACACAUAUGGGCAAGAUUGUUCUGCGGCCUGUCGAAGGAGAUAUUGUGAAGGUCCUUCCGCCAACGAAAGCUCCUUCCUUGUCAUCUGAGGGAAGUUAUCUUAUUGUCGGGGGUCUGGGUGGCAUAGGAAAACUGCUUGCGCGUGCCUUGGUAAACAGAGGCGCACGUCAUCUCAUUCUCAUGUCUCGUUCAGCAGGCUCUUCUUCAUUUGAAAAUCAACUAUUUGUGGAAAGUUUGAUCGCAGAGGGCGCAAACGUGAUUUUGAAAAGCUGCGAUGUAGCAAACAAGAUUGAACUGACCAAAGCUCUCGUGGAAUGUGCCAGUUCACUACCACCGAUCAAGGGUGUUAUUCAGGGAGCAAUGGUGCUCAGGGAUUCAAUUUGCGAAGACAUGUCUCAUGCGGACUAUGCCACUGUCAUCCAAAGUAAGGUGCAGGGAAGCUGGAAUCUGCACGAACUCGUUCCUUCUUCCCCACUUGAGUUCUUUGUCAUGCUUUCCAGUCUCAGUGGGCUGGCAGGUAACAUUGGCCAGGCCAACUAUGCCGCCGGUAGCACGUUCCAAGAUGCAUUAGCCCGUCAUCGAGCAUCUCUUGGGCUACCGGGGGUGUCAAUUGAUCUUGGAAUGGUAAAAUCAGUUGGAGUUCUUGCACAAGCAGAGAAUGUGAAUCUAGCCAGUCAUCUUGAAAGAAUUGGACCACGAGUUCUCAACGACGACAUGGUUAUUCGUCUAGUUGAGUCGGCUAUUCAAAAUCCUCGUCGGACUCCCAAGUCCAGUCAGAUCAUCACAGCCAUUCCACCAGAGUUCAUCCGUUCCACAUCAGCUGAAUUUUGGAAUCAUGAUAUCCGGUUUUUACCUUUGGAGCGCGUGGAUGACUUCGCUAUGGCAUCAAGUCAUGGUGGCGUAGCAGCAGUCAGCACAGUUACGCAUACUAGAGCCCUACUUUCAGAAGCCCGGACAGUUUCUGAUGCGCAGGAAAUCAUCAACAACGUACUUGUGAACAGACUGGCUAAGGAAUUCGGGCGCCUUGAAACUGAGAUCGACCCUUCAAUGGCUCUGACAGACAUUGGCGUGGAUUCCCUUAUUGCUGUGGAGCUGCGAAACUGGAUUGUGUCCACUUUGGAGGCUGAAUGUUCCCUCUUUGAUAUAAUGCAGAGCUCAUCACUGACUGCUUUUGUGGACAAGCUGACUUUGAAGAGUCGAUUGGUGCAUGUUGGAAAAAGCAAGGAUGGGAAUUAUGCGAAUGGCAAUGGUUCAAAUUUGGACACCAAGGAUAAGCUGUAA